AUGUCCACCGCUUUCCAUCCGCAAACCGAUAGCCAGACAGAACGAAUCAAUCAGAUCAUAGAAACCUACCUACGCUACUACGUUAACUAUCAGCAAGACAACUGGGUUCAACUGCUACCUAUGGCCCAGUUCGCCUACAACAGCGCAGUAGGAGAAAGUACAAAAGAAUCACCAUUCUAUCUGAACUAUGGAUUCAACCCAACAGCCUACGGACAACCUCGACAAGGCCCAGCAGCUUUGAAAGCUGUGGCAGACAUCAACAGACUUAAGGAGAUCCAGCAGGAACUCCCCAGAGACCUCGAAUUUGUGCGCGAACGCAUGCGCAAAUACGCCAACAAAUCAAGAGUUGAGGGACCAACUCUAAAGGAGGGGGAUAGUGUAUACCUUCUCCGCCGCAACAUCAAAACAAAACGACCAAGCGAUAAGUUGGACUUCAAGAAACUUGGACCCUUUGAAAUUACGAAGAAGGUAUCUAACGUCAACUUUAAACUCGCACUACCCGACAGCAUGAAGUGUCAUCCAGUCUUUCAUAUUUCACUACUCGAACCAGCCCUACAAGGAUUACGAACAAGCGACGUCAUCAUUAUAGAAAACAACGAGCCAGAGUACGAAGUCGAACGUAUCAUCGACCACCUUAAAGAACCCGAAGGAUAUCAAUACCUCGUCAAAUGGAAAGGAUACGGACAUGAAGAUAACACUUGGGAACCUGCGAAGAACCUCACCAACGCAACUGACGAACUCUCCGUCUAUUAG
Molecule: messenger RNA, 753 nt
Organism: Colletotrichum truncatum
Lineage: Eukaryota; Fungi; Ascomycota; Sordariomycetes; Glomerellales; Glomerellaceae
Source: RefSeq, a predicted model, not a curated record